GAUAAGUGAAUUCGUUUCUUUUAUAUUCAUAUUAAUGUACAAUUCAUACAUACUUUGUAGCAAACGUUUCCAAAGAGUGUAAAUAUUAACAUAAGUUAGAGGUAUUAACCAUAAAGUCGUACACAAUCGCCACUCCCCUAUGAGGGUUUUGCCGUCUACUAAACUGGCAAUGAAGGCAUUACAAGUCUUCAACAACUUCUCAAUCUUAUUUUUAAAGUGGAAUUAAUUUUCUUCAACAAGAAGGAUUCGAAAAGAAUGAGGCAGUCUGUGUGUUUGAUUAGCUUGGAAUAGUGUUAAAAAUGAUGACGGAAAAGAAAUUUCGAAUUCCGGGAGAGGACCAAGAGCUUCGGCAACCCCCGGUACACUGGCAGCUGAAAUACGACACGACUCAUGACGUCAGAUUCGAGUCGAUGAGGAACCCGGUUCGUCACGGUCAACUGCACAGGAUUCACCGAGACUUGACGAAGGAGUCGGAACGAAAGAUUCGAGCCUAUGAGCGGGGACAACGGGUUUUUACCGCAGAAGUUCGGAAAUACUCUCAGAAAGUCCAGGACAGACUACUGAAACUUAAGAACAUCACCAACAGAGUGAAUACCUUUCUGUCUCUCAAGUACAGUUACAAUGACUGGAAAUUACACGAUUCAAAUCUUAACCAUUCAGGUAAAAACUUUGAUAAGAAACAGUUACACAAAAAUCAAAAGCUGCUGUUCAGCGUAUCUCAUCGAGAAAAUCCAGAACAAAAUGACCGUGUUGAAACAGGACAGGCACGUGACGAUUCCGCCUUAAGAACCCUUCCACCAAAAACUAUGAUUGUCCAACGAGAACUAACCAUGCCUUGAAAAGUUAAACCAGAAAUACCGGAAGUAGAUGGAUUGUGGUUACCCUCUCACUUGUGAUCAAAUUGUCUGAAUUAUUUAAUUAUUAAUCUUAAUUGUCGGUGAAACUAUCGGAUCCUGACUUAAUGACAGCAAUUCAAAAUAAGGUUACGGAAGAUAUUGACUAUAGAUAUCUGUGAUGAACGGCUGCUAGUAUGACAGUCAAGUUUAUUUAUUUUUAAUGAACGUACAGUCAAUUUCUCAAGUUACAAUAUAAAAACAUAAGCUAUAUAUCUGAAAAAAAAACCCAAAUAAAUUAAGAUUUACUGUUGAUUUACAAUUUCAUAAGAAAUGAAAAUGCUUUUCUUGCAAUAUGGAAACAACACGAAACUUUGUUUUCCAAUGCUAAAUGUUAAAGCUAAUGGUAUGGUAAUUUGUCCCCAAUUCUAAUAUAAAAAAAAACCCAACUGACUCCUGGUAAAAAGGUGUCAUUGGUAGUAUCUGAUCAUUUAGCCUUAUUUAGCCUUGGUAGCUGAG
Molecule: messenger RNA, 1352 nt
Organism: Magallana angulata
Lineage: Eukaryota; Metazoa; Mollusca; Bivalvia; Ostreida; Ostreidae
Exons: 2
Coding region: 300-839 (179 amino acids)
Source: RefSeq, a predicted model, not a curated record